Molecule: messenger RNA, 1782 nt
Organism: Rodentolepis nana
Lineage: Eukaryota; Metazoa; Platyhelminthes; Cestoda; Cyclophyllidea; Hymenolepididae
Source: the annotation of a GenBank genome assembly
AUGGCCUACGUUGCUAUUCCAAGCCUUUACUUGCCGGGUUCCCAAAGCAACUAUAACAUAUCUAAUUCUUCCUAUAAAUAUCGUCAACGAAGACCUUAUCAUAAAGGCACGAGUUUUUACCGUACUUAUGAAUACCCCCUGGGAUCAUUGGAGAAUUUUUCAUCAGCUCUUAAGAACUACGAAAACUCCUAUAAAGAGUCCCGAGUCAGGUUGGGUAGUGAUUGGCAAAGACCUGCCCGAUCUCCACGGAGGUUCUCCCACUCUGUUGACACCGCUCCAUUAAUCUCGCAUCAACGCAAUUAUUCAAAUUUGAAUGACUUUAAUUCCUCAAAAUACACUCUUCAAUCAUCCUUUAACAAACGAACGAACUCGCAGCCCGACGUUCAGCAGUCGGUUCGUCUGACUCAGUUGAAGACUUCAAACAAUGAUCAAUAUCGACUUCCAACCUAUAAUGCUUUAAAAAAUUACAAUUUUACGAGAAGCACUUCGUUAUUGCGUAAAUACUCACCCAAACGAGAGUCCUCUCUCUACUCUGACCGAUCAUACAAUUUUCGGAAUACGAAGUCAUUUAGAAAUACCUCCGAAGGUCCUCUGAUUUCAAAAGAACUGCAAAAUGAAACAAAUGGCUUUCAUGGCUCACUCGUUGACAGUACCAGUAAUAGUUCCUCCAAGCACGCUCUUGGUGAAUUUUCUCGCAAUGACGAACUUCAUAAGGGUGAUGUGCUCAAAAGUCGAUAUCAGAUUGUACAGGAAAUUGGCCGUGGAAGCUUUGGGAAUGUCUACAAAGUUAUUGACACGGAGACUGGCAAAUUGUGUGCAAUAAAAUGUAUUAAACACAUAUCUAACUUCAGAAAACUGGCUGAGGAGGAGAUUUCCAUCUUGGAAAUGCUGUCAAGUGAAGACACCAAUGAUUCGUUUAAUUUCCUACAUUUAAAUGAUCAUUUUACUACCUCUGACCACACUUACAUGGUUUUUGACUUACUCAGCAUCAACCUCUUUCAGCUCAUUCAUCGAAAUAAUUAUCGUGGUUUUGCCCCGAAGCUGGUUAAAAAAUUUGUUCGAUGUAUUCUCAAUUGUCUUCAAUUUCUCCACAAGAAUAAAAUAAGUCACUGCGACUUGAAACCGGAGAAUAUACUACUGGAAUGGCCGGGUUACACGAAUGUGAAAGUCAUCGACUUCGGAUCAAGCUGCCGAGUAGGGCAGAAUAUUUAUGUCUACAUUCAGUCGCGAUUUUACCGCGCUCCUGAAGUCAUAUUCGGAUGCGAAUAUGAUACCGCGAUCGAUAUGUGGAGUCUCGGUUGCAUUGCAGUCGAGCUGCUUACCGGUUCACCGGUUUUUCCGGGAGAGGAUGAACAGGAUCAGAUAGCUUGUAUCAUGGAGGUUCUCGGUCUCCCACCAUCCAGCGUCAUGCGUAAAAUUCGCCGACCGCAUCACUUCUUCACUGACGAAGGAGAGCCGCGAUAUCUCGUGGAGGGAAGAGAGAAAAUGGCAAAUAAGUGGAAGUUUCCGUUCCAGCUCUAUAACAGAUCAAAUCGGAUGAAUAGAGCGGAUCCGGGUGUUCUGACACUGAAGGCACUUCUACAGAAUUCCAUGGGUGAGGAGGGACUGGAUCCCCCACUGAUUGAUUUCUUGUCUCGGUGUCUGUGUUGGGAUCCCCAAGAACGAAUAACGGCUCGUGAAGCACUCCAACACCCGUGGAUCUGCGCAAAUGAGAUCUCCGAUUUGGAUAAUGGUUCUGCUUUGAAAAACGGUGCUUCCACCACAUCUUCCGAUGAAUGGUAG